Messenger RNA from Cyphellophora europaea CBS 101466, 1044 nucleotides. RefSeq lists its product as uncharacterized. Lineage: Eukaryota; Fungi; Ascomycota; Eurotiomycetes; Chaetothyriales; Cyphellophoraceae. Bases 1 to 1044 code for a protein of 347 amino acids. The record is from RefSeq and is a predicted model, not a curated record. The transcript has a single exon.
AUGGCAACAACGCCAAAACGCAUCAUCUUCACCGGCGGCUCCGGCAAAGCCGGGCGCAACCUGAUCCCGCUCCUGCAAGCCUCGGGCCACCACAUCCUCAACCUCGACCUCCAACCCCUGCAAACCGGCCCUCCCCCGCCCGGCGCCCCCACCGCCUCCCGCGUGCACACCAUCCGCACCGACCUCACCUCCUCCGGCCAAGUCUUCAACGCCCUCACCUCACACUUCAGCCCCUCGGAGCCCCUCCCGCCGCACCUCCCGCCGGUCCCAGACGCCCUCCUCCAUUUCGCCGGCUACUCCACCCCGCUCCAGGCGCCCGACAACGAGACCUUCCGCGUCAACGUCCUGGGUCUGCACAACGUGCUCGAAGCGGCGUGUAAACUGGGCGUUCGCAAGGUCGUCGUCGCCAGCAGCGUGACCGUGUACGGCGUCACGUUCGCGCAGGGCCCCGCGGAGUUCGCGUACUUCCCCGUCGACGAGGAGGCGCCCACGGAGCCGGAGGAUACGUACGCGCUCAGCAAGGUGUGCGGGGAGCGCGUGUGCGCGAGCUUCGCGAAACGGUUUCGGGAGAGGGGCGUGGACGUCUAUGUGUUGAGGAUUGGGCGGGUGGUGGCGCCCGAGGAGUACAGGGAACCGGGCGGGCUGUGGCAGGGGUACGUGGAGCGGCCGGGGGAGUGGGCGGGCCAUGGGUGGAGUUAUGUGGAUGUGAGGGAUCUGGGGGCCAUGUUGGAGAGGUGUUUGGAGGUGGAUGGGUUGGGGUUCAGGGUGUGGAAUGCGGUGAAUGAUGGUGUGAGUUGCUAUGAGGACGUGAAUGGGCUGUUGGGGAGGGAGAUGCCCGGGGUGGAGUUUAGGAGGGCCUUGAAGGCGAGGGAGGCGCCGAUCAGUAAUAGGAGGAUCAAGGAGGAGUUGGGGUGGCGGCAGAAGUACGACUGGGUGGAUUUGGUGGACCCGAGUUGGGAGCAGGGGAAGCGGGAGGAGAUGCUGAAGCGGGAGGAGAUGCUGAAGCGGGAGGAGGAGGAGCGGAAGAGCAAGGCUGCGCCGUGA